Molecule: messenger RNA, 644 nt
Organism: Chara braunii
Lineage: Eukaryota; Viridiplantae; Streptophyta; Charophyceae; Charales; Characeae
Source: the annotation of a GenBank genome assembly
UGUCGUACACACUUCUGACGAACAAGCAGCGAUUGAAGCUGUUCCCUUUGCCAACCACUUGUGAUGCGCUUAGGGAGUAACUUAGAUCUCGGCCACGUGGCAUGUCGUCAUCGCCGCCCCCAUCUACCGCUCACUGUCGCCUCCAUUACGAGGUCAACUACUACUCUCCACACUGAGGAACAUGAUGAUGAUGAUGAAGAUGAAGACGCAGCUGCUGCUACUGCUGCUACUGCUGCUGCUGAUGAUGAUGAUGAUGAUGAUUAUGAUGAUGAUGAUGAUGGCAAGGAUAAGGAAGAGGAGGAGACAGAGGAGGAGACAGAGGAGGAGACAGAGGAGGAGACAGAGGAGGAGACAGAGGAGACGAUGAGGAGGAGGAGAGCCAGGGGUGGACUAAAUCCACAUCAGCUUAUUGAUGAUGACUAUCGUGAUGAUGACGAUGACGAUGAUGGUGAUGAUGACGAUGAGGAGGGGGAGGAGGAGGAGGAGGAGGAGCACAACAGGGAGUAUGAGAGACAAGAGGUGUACUGACACUAGGCAGUUUUGGAUGAAUCUGAACGAAACCAAGGUCAAUUACAUCCAGUUAAGUCGAGUAUGCCGAACUUGUCCCUCAUAUUACUCGAUGAUGAUAAAGAGCAAGCCAUUUG